Messenger RNA from Drosophila subobscura, 1781 nucleotides. RefSeq names its product vesicle-trafficking protein SEC22b-B (gene Sec22). Bases 400 to 1035 code for a protein of 211 amino acids. The record is from RefSeq and is a predicted model, not a curated record. Gene Ontology annotation, cellular component: SNARE complex; Golgi membrane; ER to Golgi transport vesicle membrane. Lineage: Eukaryota; Metazoa; Arthropoda; Insecta; Diptera; Drosophilidae. Gene Ontology annotation, molecular function: SNAP receptor activity. Gene Ontology annotation, biological process: retrograde vesicle-mediated transport, Golgi to endoplasmic reticulum; endoplasmic reticulum to Golgi vesicle-mediated transport; vesicle fusion with Golgi apparatus. The transcript is spliced from 5 exons.
GUGUGUUUCCAACAACAGGCAAAAACACGAAUCGGAUUUUAGCGACCGCCCCCCCUCGCCGAAUCCAACGUUGCAACAACAUAGUUUUCACAUAAACUAAAACGCAAGCAAUGCCGACCCCCCCGAGGAGACCAGUCACCGAUUAGGCCACGACUCACGCAUUCAUUCAGCAGACAAGCGAGACACUGGAGCUGUCAGAGAAACAGGAAUAGGCAGAGUUACAGGCUGAAUGAAUUGUAGCUGGAGCUACAAACACUGCGACCAUAACAACAACGGUGCGAAGCGGGACGAGGCAGCGGCAAAGUGCAGCCGUGGCCAGAGAAACACGAGAGAGCGCUAAGCUGAAGCAACACAACGCGAGACCCAAGUCCACGUAGCGAAUGAGAAGGAGCCCUCAACAUGGCGAUGCUUACAAUGAUAGCCCGAGUCAUCGAUGGCCUGCCACUGGUGGGCACCAUGCAGGAUGACGAGCAGAGCGGUCGCAGCAUUUUGGACUACCAGAACCAGGCGAAGAUGCUCUUCCGCAAGCUGGGCACACACUCGCCGGCCAGAAGCAGCAUCGAGACGGGACCAUACCUAUUCCACUAUCUAAUCGAGAAUGACGUUUGCUACUUGGUCAUGGUCGACAAAAUGUAUUCCAAGCGACUGGCGUUCAACUACCUGGAGGACCUGGCCCAGGAGUUCCACACCCACUACGGGCGGAGGGUGAACUCGGUGACCCGGCCCUAUGCCUUCAUCGAGUUCGAUGUGUACAUUCAGAAGGCGAAAAGGCAAUUGACGGACCGCAGGCGCAACAUCACGAACAUUAACACACAGCUCCAGGACGUGCAGCGCAUCAUGGUGCAGAAUAUCGACGAUGUGCUACAACGUGGCACGGUCUUGGCGGACCUCGACACGAAGACCCAGAACCUGUCGCUGAUGUCGCAAAAAUAUAAGAAGGAUGCCAAAUUGCUCAACCGCAAGUCGAUGGUCAUGAAGGUGGCGGCUGUCGGCAUCGUUUUCCUCAUCUUUUUCCUCUACUUCUGGGUUUUGUAAUAUUCGUUAGUACCCCCCACCCACCCUACUCUCUGUUUGUGUUUAGUUUUAGAAUCUGUUGGCAGUUGGAUGUCGAAAACGAGGCGACAGUGUCGGCAGUCGAAAGUCAAAGACGAACGGCCAAAAGACAUUUAGGCUUACACACACACAUGACAUAUACAAGCUAAAUCAUAUGCCGCGUAUACAUACAUUUGCAUAAUUUAGGGGCAAUAUUUAUACCUGCAAUGCAAAAUCCAGUAGCUUGAUAUAAUUUACAUUUUAAAUCCCAAUUCCUCGGUCCGUUAAACAGCAAAAUCAUUUAACUUCGCAACACCAAGUCACAGUCGCAGUCGCAGCGCAGUCAUGGUCCCUUUGUUUGCACCAUAGUUUACUUGAAUAUUUUAUUAUGAUUUGAAUUAAAUUUAGUUUGCUCGACCUUUGCACUUGCGAUACCUUUGCUUUGCUAGCGUGCUCGGCCGUCGGAUGGCUGGGGUACCGAUCUGCCGAUCUGUAAAUUAAAAUACUUAAAGUGUCUCUGUAUGUGUGUGGUGUGUGUGUGUGCAUGAAUUUGUAGAUUGUACGUACAUAAAUGUGGAAUAGCCUAUGAAGAUAGUGCCUAGGGAACCCAAUCGACUGCGAUUAGGACUGCUAAGCAAUAAGCAAACAAAAGGAGGCACAGAAAGUGAAAUAAAACAAGUUUUAGGCAAUUUAUAUAGUUACUAAAUUAAGGCAAAUAAAUCAAUUUACAAUGUUUAAAAAAACGCAUA